Molecule: messenger RNA, 3277 nt
Organism: Tripterygium wilfordii
Lineage: Eukaryota; Viridiplantae; Streptophyta; Magnoliopsida; Celastrales; Celastraceae
Product: endonuclease MutS2
Exons: 22
Coding region: 152-2803 (883 amino acids)
Biological process (GO): negative regulation of DNA recombination; mismatch repair
Molecular function (GO): ATP binding; endonuclease activity; ATP-dependent DNA damage sensor activity
Source: RefSeq, a predicted model, not a curated record
CGCCCUUCAUUUAUAUCUCUUAAUGGCCCGGCCCAUGCGGAAGGUUUGCUCCUCAAUCCUCCUCUUUGCGAGAGUAGGAAUUGCGGGUUGUGGCACGACUCACGGUCACUCCUUCCAUAAUUGAUUGAUAAUUCAUCAGAGAACGGAUAAUAUGGCCGUUGCCUUAUCUACCAAGUUAUCCUUUGUUUCCCCAGAAAGUAUAAUCUACUCCAAGGAUCGGGAUAGGAGUAGGAGGAGGAGAACAACUGUCAGUUUCAAGAGCCAAGUCUUCCACGGUCAAUCCCUCCACUUCGCUCCCCCUCCCCAUAAAUCAAAGGUUCACUGCGACAGUCUCAGGGUUUUGGAAUGGGGCAAGCUCUGCGAAUCCGUUGCCUCCUUUGCUGGAACUUCCUUGGGUCAUGAAGCCACUAAGGCCCAGCUAUGGUCUCUGCAUCAGACAUUUCAAGACAGCUUAAGACUCUUGGAUGAAACCAAUGCCGCAGUAGAAAUGCACAAGCAUGGAGCUUGCAGAUUGGAUUUCGCUGCCCUCAACCUUGCUCUGGUUGAAUCUUCUAUCCAACGCGCUCGAAGGGGCUCACCAGUGGAUUCAAAUGAAGCCAUGGCCGUUGUAGCUCUGCUCGAGUCCGUCCAUGAUUUGCAGCUUAAUCUAAAAGCGUCCAUUAAGCAAGACGCAGAUUGGUACAAACGUUUCAUGCCGCUCACUGAGAUGAUAAUUGAACCUGUGGUGAAUCGAUCCUUAAUUAAGCUCAUUCAUCAAGUUAUAGACGAAGAUGGAAUGAUCAAGGACUCAGCGAGUUCUUCCCUGGCAAGAUCACGAAAUCAAGUCCGGAUGCUGGAAGAAAAGAUACAUCUGUUAAUGAACCGGCUAAUAAGUGUUGAAAUGAAUGAGGCACCCUUUCUGGAAGUAAGUAAUGUUGCUGGAAGAUGGUGUAUAAAAUCCGCAGAUGAUCACUUGACAAUCUUGAAGGGUCUUCUUUUGUCCAGUGGUUUGGGCACUGGAAACACAGUGGAGCCACUCUCUGCUGUCCCUUUAAAUGAUGAGUUGCAACGAGCAAGAGCAUUAGUCGCAAAGGCUGAGGAAGAUGUUCUUUUGAUGUUAACAGAGAAGAUGCAGAGUGAUCUUGAUGACAUUGAGAAAACAUUGAACAGUGUUGUUCAACUGGAUGUGAUCAAUGCUCGAGCAAGAUAUAGUCUUUCAUUUGGAGGCACAUCUCCCAAUAUAUAUCUGCCAGAGGACAAUGAGGAGUUUUUAUCUGCAGAAGUCUACUUAUCAGGGAACAAAACUUCAAAAACAUCAUACACCGUUAAAAAGGAAUGUAAAUUGUGUCUAUCUAAAUGUUAUCACCCGUUAUUAGUCCAGCAGCAUAGACAGCUUCUGGAGAAGGCACAGAAGAAAGGCAGUAAAGCAAGUGCUGUUACUCCAGUUCCAUUUGAUUUUUUCGUAGACCAGAAAACAAGAGUUCUUGUUGUUACUGGUCCUAAUACUGGGGGUAAAACCAUUUGCUUAAAGACAGUUGGAUUGGCAGCUAUGAUGGCAAAGUCAGGUCUUCAUAUUUUAUCUUCAGAAUCUGUUCAAAUUCCAUGGUUUGAUUAUGUUUUUGCUGAUAUUGGCGAUGAACAGUCGUCCCAGUCUUUAUCUACCUUCUCUGGUCACCUGAAACAAAUAAGUAGGAAGGGGAAAUUUAACCUUGCACCUUUUGCAACUGUAAGGAGUUUGCUACUACUAGGCCACAACCUCCUUUAUACUGAUGAGGACAUUCGAUCACAUUCAACAGAUCAAUCACUUGUGCUACUAGAUGAAGUUGGUGCUGGGACAAACCCUCUUGAAGGAGCAGCACUGGGGAUGUCAGUGCUGGAGUCUUUUGCUGAAAGUGGAGCUUUGUUGACAAUAGCUACGACACAUCAUGGGGAACUUAAAUCCCUUAAAUACAGUGAUGAUGCCUUUGAAAAUGCUUGCAUGGAGUUUGAUGAAGAGAGUUUAACGCCAACUUACAACAUUCUUUGGGGAGUACCAGGUCGUUCAAAUGCAAUUAACAUAUCUGCGAAAUUGGGACUACCCAGCAUAAUUGUUAGUACUGCUCGUACACUAUAUGGUACUACCAGCGAAGAAAUCAAUGAGGUCAUCAGUGACAUGGAGAUAUUCAAGCAACAGUUUCAAGAGCUCAUUCUUGAGGGACGGCAUCAUCUGAUGCUUUCAAGAGACCUUCAUGAAAAACUUUUGUUUGCCAAAAGGAAGGUCCUGGGACAUGGCACUGAUCAAAGAUAUGCGAAGAUGCGAGAAAUAUCUGAGGCUGCAUCAAUUGCACGUUCUACUCUUCACAGGAAAUUGUGGCAGCUUCGUGCAUCUGCAAGAAAUAUCACUUGCCAGAGUGCAUUGGCAAGUGAUCACCAGUUCAUUACAGCAGAUAACAGUGAACAUCCAACGGAAACUCAGAGUUCAUCUACUUCUGAAUAUACCAGACAACUGCCAUCAGCAUGUAAAAGCCAGGGCACUUUGGCAAGUGAUCACCUGUGUACUGCAACAGAUAACAGUGAACAUCCAACUGAAACUGAGAGUUCAACCACUUCCAAAGUUACCAUACAAUCGCCACAAGUAGAAAGGGCUGACCUUCCCAAGGUUGGUGAUAUGGUGCAUGUUUCUUCGCUCGGCAAGACAGUGACAGUCUUAAGAGUGGAGCCAUCCAAAAGAGAAAUAGUAGUUCAAGUCGGAAACAUGAAGUUGAAGUUCAACUUGGCUAAUGUAAACUGUGAAGAGCUGAAUGGGCAAAAAAAGCUGAUCCUGAUGCUGCCAAGACAGGAAUAGAGAUGGACAGCAUAGAAAUGUCCUUCUAGAGCUUAUAAAUCAAGUCCAGAGACAAUUUGAAUAUUGAGAAAUGCUUUUGGGGACAAGAAUACACUGCACCCUCUGGAUUCAAGGUAGUUUUGCUGGAGCAUCAAUCAGUCAGCGCUUGUUAUCCUUGAUUGAUGACAAACCAAGACAUGGUAAUUGAUUGUGUAGGUUGAAAAGUUAUUAUACCGGAAUAGGUUUACCAGGAUGCUUUAUGAUAGAAUCUGCUAGUUUCCUCAUUCAGUCAAUAUUUUGAAUAUCUAAGAAAUUUUUCGUUUACAUAUCAUACUAUGAUUAGCGUGAUACAUUAGGCUUUACAAAUCGACAUUAACGGGGUGCGGAAGCAUUGGACCAUCAAAUCCACUAAACCUGUGUGUUAGCACUCAAGUUAGGAGGCCCUACUCACUCUACCGUAGUUAUUAUCUACUUUACUCAGAUUAACUUAAUGUC